Rubroshorea leprosula is the source of this 956-nucleotide messenger RNA. NCBI's taxonomy places the organism in Eukaryota, Viridiplantae, Streptophyta, Magnoliopsida, Malvales, Dipterocarpaceae. The record is from the annotation of a GenBank genome assembly.
GGCGCCGGCACAUAUCGCCGCUUUAACUCAGAACGAAAACCGAAUAAGCGACUGCAUAAGGCGGAGAAGUAAACACAAACAGUAAUCAUAAUUCAGAGCAGAGCGCGCCAUGGAAGAGAAGCUCUCAUCCGUGGCGAAGAACUUUACCCCUUCUCCCAUACUAGAACUCUCUCAUCUCGCUCAGAGAUGUAACGCCAUCAACCUCGCCGAGGGCUUCCCGGACUUCCCCGCUCCUCUCCGAAUCAAAAACGCUGCUGUAUCCGCCAUUAAUUCCGACUUCAACCAGUAUAGGCAUGUGCAAGGAAUUUGUGACCACCUGGCCGCAACAAUGAAGAAAAUGCAUGAUUUGGAUGUUAAUCCUCUAACGGAUAUAGCCAUUUGCCGUGGACAAACUGAGGCAUUUGCAGCAGCGAUUUUUGCUGUAAUUGACCCAGGAGAUGAAGUUGUGCUAUUUGAUCCUUCAUAUGAAACUUAUGAAGGGUGUAUUACCAUGGCGGGAGGAGUCCCUUGGACCUUGUGCCCUGGCAAGGUAUUGAAGUCUUUUACUGGCAGAAUAAAAGCUAUUGUUCUGAACAGCCCUCACAACCCAACUGGCAAAGUUUUCUCCAAGGAAGAGCUUGAAGUUAUUGCUGAAGCCUGCUGCAGAUGGGAUUGCCUUGCUAUAACAGAUGAAGUAUGAGAAUAUUUUUGUUAAUAUUUGCGAAAAGUGAAACAUGUAUAUGGUUGAAUAUGUCACUGGUUUAGAACAUGCAUGACACAUGCUUCUGUAAUGUCUCACUGAACAAUUCUAAUGUGUGGAGACCUUUGUCCCAAUGUAGACUAUAUAAGCUGGGUAUAUGAGCACAUAACAUUUGACGACAAGAAACAUAUAUCUCUUGCCUCACUCCCAGGAAUGCAAAAGAGAACUAUCAUCACAUCCUCCUUGUCUAAAACUUUUAGUGUUACAGGUCAAAUAA